UUUCUCAUUCCCAAUUCUCUCCCAGCUAAUUUGAAAUCAGAAACCCUAACAAUGGCGUCGGCGAUGGUUCUCGACCCGAAGCCGAUCCCCGGUCCCGCCACCACCCUCCCUCCCAUCAGAUCUGACCCGACCGUCCUCACCGACCCGAACUCCUCCGACGAGGACUCCACCGACCUCUACAGCCGCCUGAAGGCCCUGCAGCGGCAGAACGAGUUCAUCGACAUCAAGGAGGAGUACGUCAAGGACGAGCAGAAGAAUCUGAAGCGGGAGAUGCUCCGGUCGCAGGAGGAGGUCAAGCGGAUCCAGUCGGUGCCGCUCGUCAUCGGCCAGUUUCUGGAGAUGGUCGACGAGAACCACGGCAUUGUGGGCUCCACGACGGGGUCGAACUACUACGUCAGGAUUCUGAGCACGAUCAACCGCGAGCAUCUCAAGCCCUCGGCGUCUGUGGCCUUGCACCGCCACUCUAAUGCUCUUGUGGAUGUUCUGCCGCCGGAGGCCGACUCGAGUAUCUCGCUGCUUAGUCAGUCGGAGAAGCCUGACGUCACCUACAGUGAUAUUGGAGGAUGUGAUAUUCAGAAGCAAGAAAUCCGUGAAGCAGUGGAACUUCCACUUACUCACCAUGACUUGUACAAACAGAUUGGAAUAGAUCCUCCACGCGGUGUUUUGCUCUAUGGUCCACCUGGAACUGGUAAAACCAUGCUAGCUAAGGCUGUGGCUAACCAUACAACUGCUGCCUUCAUAAGAGUUGUUGGUUCAGAAUUUGUUCAGAAGUAUUUGGGAGAGGGUCCUAGAAUGGUUCGUGAUGUUUUCCGUCUUGCCAAGGAGAAUGCACCUGCCAUCAUCUUUAUUGAUGAGGUUGAUGCUAUUGCUACUGCAAGGUUUGAUGCUCAAACUGGAGCUGAUAGAGAAGUUCAGCGAAUUCUUAUGGAGCUCCUCAAUCAGAUGGAUGGGUUUGACCAGACUGUAAACGUUAAGGUCAUAAUGGCCACUAAUCGUGCAGACACGUUGGAUCCUGCACUUCUGCGUCCUGGAAGGCUUGACCGGAAGAUUGAAUUUCCUUUGCCUGAUAGGCGACAGAAAAGACUUGUUUUCCAGGUCUGCACUGCUAAAAUGAACUUGAGUGACGAGGUAGAUUUGGAAGAUUAUGUAUCAAGGCCAGACAAAAUUAGUGCCGCUGAGAUUACAGCCAUAUGUCAAGAAGCAGGAAUGCACGCAGUUCGCAAAAACCGUUAUGUCAUACUCCCCAAGGACUUCGAAAAGGGUUAUCAAACCAAUGUGAAGAAGCCAGAUACCGACUUCGAAUUCUACAAAUGAGUGGUUACUGGAAGGCCAUAUGACUUAGAUGCUAGAGUUGCUGAAGAGGCUCUGUGAUUGUAGUUGGAUAUAUGGCUUCUUUGCCAUUACAGCUUACUGGAAGACGCUUGUUUUAUUAUGUAUGCAACUUGAGCUGUCAAGUGAAACUACACUGUUAUGCUGUGGUACUGCAGUUCUAGCCUUUGUUACUUGAUAUUCUUCUUUCUUCUCAGCAUGUGUUAUGUUUAUGAGAUAACAUUCACGUUAACUAGAUGAAGUGUCAAAAAAUGCAAAUUAUUAGAAACUUACAAAAUUAUUCCUUCAGCGAUGGGUUCCA
This is a messenger RNA of Argentina anserina (silverweed cinquefoil), 1630 nucleotides long. RefSeq names its product 26S proteasome regulatory subunit 6B homolog. Gene Ontology annotation, cellular component: proteasome regulatory particle, base subcomplex. The transcript is spliced from 6 exons. Lineage: Eukaryota; Viridiplantae; Streptophyta; Magnoliopsida; Rosales; Rosaceae. Bases 52 to 1314 code for a protein of 420 amino acids. Gene Ontology annotation, molecular function: ATP binding; proteasome-activating activity; ATP hydrolysis activity. Gene Ontology annotation, biological process: proteasome-mediated ubiquitin-dependent protein catabolic process. The record is from RefSeq and is a predicted model, not a curated record.